This is a messenger RNA of Nicotiana tabacum (common tobacco), 1604 nucleotides long. RefSeq lists its product as uncharacterized. Gene Ontology annotation, biological process: mRNA splicing, via spliceosome. The record is from RefSeq and is a predicted model, not a curated record. Gene Ontology annotation, cellular component: U2-type catalytic step 1 spliceosome. NCBI's taxonomy places the organism in Eukaryota, Viridiplantae, Streptophyta, Magnoliopsida, Solanales, Solanaceae.
CUAUACCGAAUAGCAGAGUCACCCACAAACAAAAAAAGAAAUCGUUGUUAGGGACGAAUCUACUCCUUUUCCAACCGGAAAGAAGAAAAAGUUUCAAAAAGAGUUCGGUUUUGCUAAUAACCAAUAUAGAAGCCGCUCGUUUCUCACUCAUAGAAAAAUCGAAUUUAGAAUUUGGGACUGAGAAGAAGAAGAAGGAGCCAUGGGAGAAAGGAAAGUAUUGAACAAGUAUUAUCCGCCGGAUUUCGAUCCGGCGAAGAUUCCACGGCGGAGGCAGCUUCCGAAUCAGCAGAUGAAAGUGCGCAUGAUGCUUCCUAUGAGCAUUCGUUGUGCUACUUGCGGCAAUUACAUCUAUAAGGGCACCAAAUUCAAUUCCCGCAAAGAGGACGUCGUUGGCGAGACCUACUUAGGAAUACAAAUCUUCAGAUUCUACUUCAAGUGCACAAAGUGUUCCGCAGAGAUUACAUAUAAGACAGAUCCAAAAAAUUCCGAUUAUACUGUUGAAUCAGGUGCAACUAGGAAUUUUGAGCCUUGGCGUGGCCAAGAUGAGGAAAUGGAGAAGGAGAAACAGAAAAGAGAUGCUGAAGAAAUGGGUGAUGCAAUGAAGUCAUUAGAAAAUAGAACCUUGGAUUCGAAGAGAGAAAUGGAUAUUAUGGCUGCAUUAGAUGAGAUGAAAUCCAUGAAGUCGAGACAUGCAACUGUGAGCGUAGAUGCAAUGCUUGAAGCUUUGCAGCGGGCAGAUGAGGCAAAGGCGAGGAAGCUGGAGGAAAAAGAUGAAGCUCUCAUAAGAUCAGUUUUCCAGGGUUCAAGAGAGAUAAUCAAAAGAAUCCCUGAUGAAGAGCUUGAGGAGGACGAUGAUGAUUUACCUUUUUUUGCCCCAGAAAGUUCAGGGUCAGAAAACAACUCUCUUAAGAGGAGAAAGGUUUCUGAGGAACCUAAUGAAAAACCCACAAAUUUUUUGACAAAAGCCAGCGUUACUGACGGCUCUAUCAACAAAGAUAAAGCAUCAUCGAGUGAUGGUAAAAUCAUUUUCAAGUCCUCAUCAGUCAAAAUAUCUGUAGUUAAGAAGCCGCCCUCAGAUUCCAACAGCAAGAAGACAGUAGAAGGAAACCAGCAAGAGGCAGAAAAGACUGGUGGGACAAGCAAUGGUCUACUAUGGCUAUGUCAACAAUAUGAAAGUGAUGAAGAUGACUGAUUCAAUGAUUCCUAUAAGCUGUCAAUGUCCAUAUAUCCGCCAAAACUAUUAAUUGUGGGGUGCUAUUUUCAUCGGGAACACUCUUUCUCUGUGCACUUGAAGCUUAAGCUUUGGCCCUCGCAAAUCGCCAGUUUGUAGGUAUAAUAUAAUGACUAUCCUCUUCGGUUCACGCACCAAAUCUCAAGUUGCUUUCUUCUGAAUUAUUCUUGUGACAAUCUGAGUCUUUUUUUCUGCUCGACAAUUUCUUUUUUUCUGAAGGAUUUUUUAACUUAUAGGUGAUAUUUUUGCGAAACAGAUUUGCUGAGUUUAUAGUUAUUACAGGAAUGGAAUCUCCUCUUCUUCCCCCUCAUCCAACCACCCACCGUGAUACGAUUUAAAUUGGAAGAGUCAAUUUUCAUUCUUUGCAUUUUGA